This is a messenger RNA of Boleophthalmus pectinirostris (great blue-spotted mudskipper), 4723 nucleotides long. Its product is annotated as pyruvate carboxylase, mitochondrial. Gene Ontology annotation, cellular component: cytoplasm. The record is from RefSeq and is a predicted model, not a curated record. Gene Ontology annotation, molecular function: ATP binding; pyruvate carboxylase activity; metal ion binding. Lineage: Eukaryota; Metazoa; Chordata; Actinopteri; Gobiiformes; Gobiidae. Gene Ontology annotation, biological process: gluconeogenesis; pyruvate metabolic process.
CACAGUGUCAGAAGAAGAGAGUGCAGUGUGGUUGAGGCUCUGCUCACGUCUCCAUCUGUUCGGCUGUCACAUCCGCCGGUAUGUUGGGUUAUGCAGUGAUCCGCGGGGGCCUGGGACUCCUGGCGGUGCGGAGGGUGUGUCUGGUGUCCCGCUCGGCGCACUCGGUCCCACGCGUCGAACACCGCCCCAUCAAGAAGGUCAUGGUGGCCAACAGAGGUGAAAUUGCCAUCCGAGUUUUCCGAGCCUGCACAGAGCUGGGGAUUCGCACUGUGGCUGUUUACUCCGAACAGGACACAGGGCAAAUGCACAGGCAGAAGGCAGAUGAAGCGUAUUUGAUUGGAAAAGGCCUGGCUCCUGUGGCUGCCUACCUGGACAUCCCCGACAUCAUCAAAGUAGCCAAGGACAAUAAUGUAGAUGCGAUCCACCCGGGCUAUGGCUUCCUUUCAGAGAGAGCAGACUUCGCUCAGGCCUGUGCUGAUGCGGGGGUCAUGUUCGUGGGUCCAGCCCCAGAAACGGUGCGCAAGAUGGGGGACAAGGUGGAGGCGCGAUCCCUGGCCAUCAGUGCAGGUGUCCCCGUGGUACCAGGAACAGACUCGCCCAUCUCCAGUCUGAAAGAGGCCCAGGCGUUUGCUCAGACCUAUGGCUUCCCCAUCAUCUUCAAAGCAGCGUAUGGAGGCGGUGGACGAGGCAUGAGGGUGGUCCGAGAGAUAGAGGAGCUCGAGGAGAAUUACCAGCGGGCCUACUCGGAAGCGCUGGCGGCUUUUGGGAACGGAGCCCUGUUUAUCGAGAAGUUUAUUGAAAAACCCAGACACAUUGAAGUCCAAAUCCUCGGGGACAAAUAUGGAAAUGUCAUUCACCUUUACGAGAGAGACUGCUCCAUCCAGCGCAGACACCAAAAGGUUGUGGAGAUCGCACCUGCUUUUCAACUGGACCCUCACCUGAGAGCUCGCCUUCACGCAGACGCCGUCAACCUCGCCAAGCUGGUGGGUUAUGAGAAUGCUGGCACUGUGGAGUUGGUGGACAAACAUGACAAUCACUACUUCAUCGAGGUGAACUCCAGGCUGCAGGUGGAGCACACGGUCACUGAAGAAAUCACAGAUGUGGACUUGGUUCACGCUCAGCUCCAUGUGUGUGAGGGCCGCAGUCUGCCCGAGCUGGGGCUGAAACAGGAGAAGAUCCGAGUAAACGGCUGUGCCAUCCAGUGCAGAGUGACCACCGAGGACCCCGCUCGAGGAUUCCAGCCAGACACCGGCAGGAUCGAGGUAUUCCGUAGUGGUGAGGGCAUGGGGAUCCGUCUGGACAGUGCGUCGGCGUUCCAGGGAGCGGUCAUCUCUCCUCACUACGACUCGCUCCUUGUCAAAGUCAUCGCCAGCGGGAAAGACCUGCAGACAGCCUCAUCCAAGAUGAGCCGUGCCCUGGCCGAGUUCAGAGUCCGAGGCGUCAAGACUAACAUCCCCUUCCUCCAGAAUGUCUUCUCCAACCACCAGUUCCUUCACUCCACGGUGGACACACAGUUCAUCGACGAGAACCCAGAUCUGUUCAACCUCAAGCCAGUCCAGAACCGGGCCCAGAAACUACUGCACUACCUCGGUCAUGUGAUGGUGAACGGCCCGACCACGCCCAUCCCGGUCAAAGCCAAGCCCUCCUCCACAGACCCGGUCAUCCCUCCCAUCACCAUGGGUGACCCUCCAGUUGGUUUCCGAGAUGUCCUGCUGCGUGACGGGCCUGAGGGCUUUGCGAAGGCUGUGCGCGCUCACCCGGGUCUGCUCCUCAUGGACACCACCUUCAGAGACGCCCACCAGUCGCUCCUGGCAACAAGGGUCCGCACGCACGACCUCAAGAAGAUCUCACCAUUCGUCAGCCAUAACUUCAGCAACCUGUACAGCCUGGAGAACUGGGGAGGUGCUACGUUUGAUGUGGCCAUGCGCUUCCUGUCCGAGUGUCCAUGGAAGAGGCUGCAGGAGCUCAGGGCUUUGAUCCCGAACGUCCCAUUUCAGAUGCUGCUGAGAGGAGCCAACGCUGUGGGCUACACCAACUACCCCGAUAACGCUGUUUUCAAGUUUUGUGAAGUGGCGAAGGAGAAUGGCAUGGACAUUUUCAGGGUGUUUGACUCCCUGAACUACGUGCCCAACAUGCUGCUGGGCAUGGAGGCAGCCGGGGCAGCAGGGGGCGUUGUCGAGGCUGCGAUCUCCUACACCGGUGAUGUGGCUGAUCCCAUGAGGCAGAAGUACUCGCUGGACUACUACCUGAAACUGGCCGACGAGCUGGUCAAGGCUGGGACGCACAUCCUCUGCAUUAAGGACAUGGCAGGUCUGCUGAAGCCCGAGGGCAGUAAGAUCCUGGUGGGUGCUCUGAGAGACCGCUUCCCCGACGUGCCCAUCCACGUGCACACCCACGACACGGCCGGGGCGGGCGUGGCGGCCAUGUUGGCGUGUGCCGAGGCCGGGGCGGAUGUAGUGGAUGUCGCUGUGGACUCCAUGGCAGGGAUGACCUCUCAGCCCAGUAUGGGAGCUAUUGUGGCCUGCACCAAAGGAACCAAGCUGGAGACUGGCAUCGCUCUGGAGAAGGUGUUUGACUACAGCGAGUACUGGGAGGUGGCUCGCGGCCUGUACGCUCCGUUCGACUGCACGGCCACCAUGAAAUCUGGGAACGCCGACGUGUACGAGAACGAGAUCCCCGGAGGACAGUACACCAACCUGCAUUUCCAGGCUCACAGUAUGGGACUGGGGAACAAGUUCAAGGAGGUGAAGAAGGCCUACACAGAAGCCAACAAACUGCUCGGAGAUCUCAUUAAGGUGACCCCCUCCUCGAAGAUCGUGGGUGACCUGGCUCAGUUCAUGGUGCAGAAUGACCUGAGCAGAGCCGAGGUGGAGGAGAGGGCAGAUGAGCUGUCUUUCCCUCUGUCUGUGGUGGAGUUCCUGCAGGGAUACAUUGGAAUACCGCAUGGAGGAUUCCCAGAGCCUUUGAGAUCCAAGGUGCUCAAGUCUCUGCCCCGUAUCGAGGGUCGCCCCGGUGCCUCUCUGCCUCCCAUGGACUUCAAGGCUCUGGAGGAGGGGAUCAGAGCGGCGCACGGUGAGGACAUCACACCUGAGGAUGUCAUGUCCGCUGCCAUGUACCCUAAAGUGUUCCAGGAGUACAAGGAGUUCACCUCUGUGUUUGGCCCUGUGGACUGUCUCAACACCAGGCUCUUCCUGGAUGGACCCAAAAUCGCUGAGGAGUUUGAGGUGGAGCUGGAGAGGGGGAAGAUCCUGCACAUCAAGGCUUUGGCUCUGGGAGAUCUGAACAAGGCCGGACAGAGGGAGGUCUUCUUCGAACUCAACGGACAACUGCGCUCUGUGCUCGUCAAAGACACUGUCGCCAUGAAGGAAAUGAAAUUCCAUCCCAAGGCUCAGAAAUCUAUUAAGGGUCAAGUGGGAGCACCGAUGCCCGGAAAAGUCCUGGAGGUCAAAGUGGAAGUUGGAGCGAAGGUGGAGAAGGGCCAGCCUCUGUGUGUGCUGUCUGCCAUGAAAAUGGAGACGGUGGUGAACUCGCCCAUGUCCGGGACCGUCAAGGCCGUCCACGUGUCCGCUGACUCUUCUCUGGAGGGAGAUGACCUCAUCCUGGAGAUCGAGGAGUAGACCCACAAUGCACCAGGACAGAGAGAGGAGAGGGAGAGGGAGGGUGGGAGGGUGGGAGGGUUAAACAAUCUGACCGGGACAGGAGAAAACUAGCAGUGUAGUCUUUACUCACAUGUGUAUUCAUAGCAGUACUACAGGGUAUUGUGGCUUCAUCUGCCAUUCUGAAAAGUUUGGUCAAUGUGUAAAAUGCAACAAAAAAAACCCACACAGAUUUAAAUUUUUAAAACUAGAAAUAUUUCGCAAUUUAAAUGUUUUAAGGCAAAAUAGAUACAUUUGAAUUCCCAAGCGCAAACACAUCACAGACUAUCUGAGGCAAGGACAACAAAAGGCUGGAAAAGUUAGAUAAAAAGUUCAGUUUUCAUGCCUAAAAGGUUUAAAUGGGAAAUAUAAAAAGUAAAGAAAGAAAGAACGAAAGAAGAAGCAUAAUUUGCAUUUUACACAUUUCACAACUUUUUGGGAGAUGCUUUUAAGUGUAAAGUGAAAUCAAAAGUUGGGGCCAAAUAUUGUACCUCGAGCUACUGUCUGUGAGUUAGUGAAACAUCUCAUUGUGAUUACAUUCCAGUACUAAUUACUGUUCUAUGUACUAGGAUUAGACUACUGUAUUCUACCAUGUUAUUGCAGUACUAUUUUACUAUAUGGCACCGUUUACAUGUGGUCUGUCGUUAUGUUGCCUUGGUGAUGGGAAAACUGAAUGAAAUACUGAAAACUUAAGCAAGUACAAUUCCGAUAACAAGUGAUGGACAGAAAAAAGAAAAGUCAAGUCCUAUUCAUUUUGCAUAGAGUUUUAGUUUUCUAUUGCGGUCGCCUUUUCUAAACAAAUCUCUAAUAUUUUUGUUGCAAUGCAUUCUGGGAAUGUCAAACCACUGCUAAAAUGUAGACUCACUAUUUUCUUUGGGGAAAAUGAAGAGUCGAGGAGAAACAGAAAAGAUGCUUUGUCCCUUGUUUUGAGUAUUGUUCGUAACACAAGCACAGCAAAUGUUUUUAAUGGUGAAUGACACUGCCCAACGUGAAUGAAAUGCACACAUCCCAGCUACACUGUCGAUCAUGUGGUUAGUAAACAUAAAUUACUUUUAAGCAACAAUAAACAAUAAAUACAUCAAUAAACA